This is a messenger RNA of Leptopilina boulardi, 2168 nucleotides long. RefSeq names its product THO complex subunit 5 homolog (gene thoc5). Lineage: Eukaryota; Metazoa; Arthropoda; Insecta; Hymenoptera; Figitidae. Gene Ontology annotation, molecular function: mRNA binding. The record is from RefSeq and is a predicted model, not a curated record. Gene Ontology annotation, biological process: mRNA export from nucleus; positive regulation of DNA-templated transcription, elongation. Gene Ontology annotation, cellular component: THO complex part of transcription export complex. The transcript is spliced from 12 exons. Bases 126 to 2126 code for a protein of 666 amino acids.
GCCAACUUCAGGGCAAUUAUCAAUCGAGUUUUGAUAUAGAAAAGUUUGUCAACAAGUUUUUAUCAAUAUUUUUCGGUUUAAUUAGCAAAAUAAUUAGUUUAGUUUUCGAGUAAAAACAAAUUAAAAUGGUGAAAGAAAGUGAUGUUGAGCAUUCGAAAAAAAGAAGAAAAUCCGUGGAGACAACGGCAAUAAAAGACGGAGAUGUUUAUAAGACAAUAAUAACUUAUGAGGAAAAAGAAGCACUGGAAAGAUUUCCUGACAAGGAUUCUGAGACUUUUCUCAAUAUUUGCGAAGAAAUUCGCAAGGCAAUGAUGAGAAUUGCGGAAUUAAAAAUUAGUAAUGAUUCAAAAGCAAAAGAGGAAAUAAGUGAAUUGCAAAUAAAAACAUCGUUGGCAUUCAUUGAAUUGAAAAAAUUGAAUCGAAUGGAAAAAUUUCGGACAAAAUUUGCACGUGAUUCACUUGCAAGUGCAAAAAGUAAUGUCGAUAGUCGACAUUUGCAUUUACAAAAUUUACUCUACGAAGUGAUGCAUUUAAAAAAAGAAGUCAUGAAAUGUUUGCAAUUUAAAUCCAAAGACGAAAUGAUUGAAUUAGUUUCCGAGGAGGAAUUUUAUCGAGAAGCGCCCGAAACAAUUUCUCGUCCUGAAGUAACUAAAAAAGAUGAACAUCAAUUAAAAUUGGCACGUCUCGAAUGGGAAUUAACGCAGAGAAAACAAUUGUCAUCAUUUUGUGAUGAACUCACGGAAAGUAAAAAAGGCGUUGCUUCAAGUAUUGAACAAAAACAAGCUCGUUUGGAUAAUCUCGCUCCACAGCUACGUACAAUUUUGGAAGCAAGCAAACCAUUACAAGAAAGUCUUGGUCUUCCGUUGGAUAAAAUUCGUCAGGAACAUAAAAUGGCUGCUUUAUUGUCAUCACCGCUCUAUGUUCUUUAUGCAAAAACUUCUGCCUAUCGAGACGCAUACGAUUCCUCAUUGAUUGUGACGAUUGAGGGCGACGAGGACGAGGCACAACGAACUAAUAAUCAAGAGAGACCCCAAGAAUCGGAUUCCGAUGCGGAAAAUGCAGGUGACAAUGUUGUUGAAGAGGCGCCGGUUCACAAGAAACGUCAUCAUCGAAUGUCAAAAGAGGCGCGUCAAGAGGAUAAAAAAUCGAAACUUCUUCAACGACAUCCACUCAGCGUUAAGAUCAUCAUUAAUUUUUCAAAAGAUACAAAAUUGACGUUACAAUUUUACUAUCUGACUAUUUUGAAAGUUAUAACUGUCGAGUCAAAUUUGGAGAAUGUUGAUAUUGGCGGCGUUUCAGCUGGUGAUAUGCUGAUAUCAGAAUCAAUAUUACGUGAACUUUAUCCAAAAGAUUUGGGAUUAGAUUCGCCAAAUCCGGCAAAUCAUUAUCAAUUGGAAAAACAUAGACUUGGAGCAUUUCAUUCAUUGGGUCUUGGUUAUCCCUAUAAAUGGGCGCAAAGAAUGGCGGGACUUUAUUUCGAUGCCCCCGACGUUCAAGAGCAAAGGGCAAAUGUAACAAGCCAACAACUUGCGCACGAUAAUAUUGAAAAUGUUAUAAGAGAAGUAAAACGACGUGUCAAGGCACGUUUAGCAUUAUGUACUGAAAUUCAUCAAUUGGAAAUGGGAAAUUUGUCAAUUGUCAGUGAAACAUCAGAUCCAAUGCCAUUGAAAAUAUCGACAAAUUUAUAUAAAUUUGUUCCACUUUCGUGGCGAAGUUAUUGCAAUAAUCCAGAGACUCCUUCAUUUUGUCGUGAGGGUUUAGUCAAUUCCGUGGAUUUCUUUUACGAAGCCAUUUUUCGACGUGAUAACAAUGAACUUAUUGCACGUAUUGCAAUAAAACCUGAUUAUCCAAAAGUAACGCCGGUAUUUAGUAUCAGUAUGAGUCCAACAAUUCAUGUAACAACUGAUGUGAUACGCGACAUGGAACGUGAAAUAAAUGUCAUAUGGGAAAAACAACCAACAAUAACAGCACAAAUACAACGAUUACGUGCAUGUUUUGAUAUUUUCCUUGAAACUGAAGGACGAGCAACAAGGGAGAAAAUUUUCUUCUAUCCAGUUAAAGGAAGAACACGAGCACGUCCUUAUAAAUAUGUUGCACUAGGCGGAGGUAUUUUUACUCAUCGAUAAUAUUUUUUUAAUAAUAAUAAAAAAAAAAUUGAUAUACAAAAA